Meriones unguiculatus (Mongolian gerbil) is the source of this 2494-nucleotide messenger RNA. RefSeq names its product centrosomal protein 78 (gene Cep78). NCBI's taxonomy places the organism in Eukaryota, Metazoa, Chordata, Mammalia, Rodentia, Muridae. The coding region runs from base 131 to 2428 and encodes 765 amino acids. Gene Ontology annotation, molecular function: protein binding. Gene Ontology annotation, cellular component: centrosome. The transcript has 15 exons. The record is from RefSeq and is a predicted model, not a curated record.
GCCGCCCGCGGGAGCUCUCCGGCGGCUGGAACGGCAGCGGCGCGCAAGGCGGGCGGUGCAGGCGCCAACCGCCCGGGGCGCGGCGGGAGGCGGCGCGGGGAGGCUGGUGGAGGUCCCCGGGCUGCCGGUCAUGAUCGACUCCGUGAAGCUCCGGCGCGACUGCGCGGCCGACUUCUUCUCGCACUACGAGUACCUGUGCGCGCUGCAGGACUCGGUGCCGCUGCCCGCCGUGCGCGCCUGCCUGCGGGAUGGCGUGCUGGACUUCAACGCCGACCGGCUGCGCGCGGUGGACUGGGCGCCGCUGCUCAGCACGCUCAGGGUGAACCGCGACCUGCCGCUGGUGGCCAUCAAGAGCUCCUUCCAGCCGUGGCUCGGGGAGACAGGUUCUGAUACACACAGAGUCUGCAGAAAUCGAGUUCCAGCAGUAAGAUCCAAAGACGUGAGCUUGCAGUUAUGUAAGGCUCUUAAAGGCUGUUUAAGUUUAUCAACUGUGCUAAGAAAUCUGGAGCUAAAUGGGCUGAUUCUGAGAGAGAGAGAUUUGACUAGUCUAACAAAGGGAUUGAGUAAAUCGGCCUCUUUGGUCCACCUGUCUCUUGCGAAUUGUCCAAUUGGAGAUGACGGUUUAGAAAUUAUUUGUCAAGGCAUAAAGAACUCUGUCACUCUCAAGACUGUCAACUUCACAGGAUGUAACCUGACAUGGCAAGGAGCCAGUCACAUAGCUAAGAUCUUAAAGUACCAGACCAUGAGAAGGCAUGAAGAGACCUGGGCUGAGAGUCUUCGCUACAGGAGACCAGAUCUUGACUGCAUGGCUGGCUUGAGGCGCAUCACGCUGAAUUGCAACACACUCAUUGGUGACCAAGGUGCAAGUGCUUUUGCGGACUCUCUUAGUGAGGAUUUAUGGCUUCGAGCACUUGACCUGCAGCAGUGCGGCCUCACCAGUGAAGGAGCCAACGCUUUACUAGAGGCCCUGGAAAACAACAGGACCCUGGUCGUUCUGGAUAUACGGAAAAAUCCACUUAUUGAUCAUUCUGUAAUGAAAGCAGUUAUCAAAAAGGUUCUCCAGAACGGAAGGAGUGCAAAGUCAGAGUACCAGUGGAUAACGUCCCCAUCAGUGAAGGAACCGCCCAAAAGCACCAAGCAGAAAAAGAGAACAAUUGUCCUAGGAAGCAGUCGGAAAGGAAAAGCUACCAUUAGAAUUGCUACAAAGAAACCUGUGAGUAAUGGGAGAAAACCUGGGCUCAGUAGAGACAGCUAUGCUCCUGACCCUCGGCCACCAGGCGUGUCUGGCUUCUUGCCCUGGCGCACAGCAGAACGCGCAAAAAGAAACAGGGGGUUUCCAUUAAUCAAAACUCGUGAUAUAUCUAAUCAUCUCAAGCAACCAGAUUUUCCAGUGACUGUGACAGUAGAGAGUCCUUCAUCUUCAGAAACUGACGAGGUUGAAGAUUCUUCAGAAAGUAGCCAUGAAGUGCCUCAGAAAGCCAGCGUAAAGCAAGAAACAUUACAGGACAAACUGGAGGAAUGCCUAAAUCAGCUGAAGGAGGAAAGAGUAAUCCGGCUCAAGGCUAACAAGCGAGUCAGUGAGCUGGAACAUGAAAAUGCCCAGCUAAGAAAUAUAAAUUUCUCCCUGUCGGAAGCCCUUCAUGCACAGUCGUUGACGAACAUGAUUCUGGACGACGAAGGAGUCUUGGGCAGCAUUGAGAAUUCUUUCCAGAAGUUUCACGCUUUCUUGGAUCUCCUUAAAGAUGCUGGGCUUGGGCAGCUUGCCACUAUGGCUGGUAUAGAUCAGUCAGAUUUCCACCUGUUAGGUCGUCCCCAGAUGAAUUCUACAGUUAGUGGCCCUGUGGAGGAGAAGAAAGUACUUGAAGAAGAAAACCCAGAUCCGAAACAGAAUGCUGAAGGUCCAGUGCAGAAUAUCCAAGUUCCCGUUUCUGCACAAGAAGCGUGGGUGGCUUCCAGAGACACGCUGGGAGUGGCAGCCCCGGAGCAGCAGGAGAGAUCUGCAGCAGGAUUCGUCGCUCGGACAGGCUCUCCUUUAGCAGAUGGGAUUCCUGGAGGCGGGAGUCAAAGAGAAGCGUCCGUGUCGUUGAAACACAGCAGGUCUUCUUCAGAGAAGGUGACCACCAUGAGUGAGCACUCCAGAAGAUACUCCACAGAGAGGCACUCUGGGAAGGACCUGCUUUCCGACUCCGACUUGCCUGCGAACUCAAAAAGCAAAGGAACCGGGGGGAAAAGGUCUUUGCUUAAUGAGCCAAUUAAAAGUGAAUCUUUGAAAAACUAUGUUUCUGUCAAGAAAGAAAACAGAAUUGUGACUGUCUCAUCCAAGACUAUCAAAAGUAAACCCAGUCCUCUAGAACAUUCUGAAGGGGAUACUGUUGGGUCUGAUUUUGAAAUUCAGGAAAGUGUCCAUUCCUCAGCACACCUGACAUAGCUCUACCCUUUUGAAAUUAUGAUUUUGCCUUCAAAUUUUAAUAAAUUUUCGUAUGUUUUUAUUAUA